AUGCAUUUUCAGAGCUCCAUUGCUCAGGAGGCAGCUGUCAGCAUUCUAGGGUUUGUGGUGCUCCUCAGCUAUCUAGCGACUCUCCUGUAUUCCCCUCCUCUGGAGCCCAUGGAGCUGAAAGGGGGUGUUCAUGGGACAGGGGUGACGGUGGAACUCACAGAAAACCUCGAACUCCCCGUGACACUGCUUGAAAACCACAACCCCUGGCCAGCCUAUGUCAUGUACACCUCUCCAGCAGUAAAGCGCCUCAUUGACAAAAGCAGGGCCCGGGACCUGGAGUGCAUUCAUUCUUACGAGGAGACCUUUAAACCCACAAGGUUGAGCAAAUGUAGUUUCACGCAUCUGAAGGGGAAGAAGUCAUCCAAGUCCUCAGAGCUCAUGCUCAAGGAUGCCCUGUCCGAGUCCAGGCAAUCCACGUGGGAACCUUGCUCUGCCACAAACAUGAGUUCCACACUCUUUCCAGAACCUACACAAUCACAGAUGGAAGCCAGAGAGGGUCCCACGUCCAACUAUAACAAGAUCAUCUUCUCCAGGAGGCCUGCGAUGAGGAAGCUCCCCUAUGACUUACUGCAGGCCAGCAAGGAGCCGCAUGCCAAAGCUUAG
Messenger RNA from Microtus oregoni (creeping vole), 603 nucleotides. RefSeq names its product CMT1A duplicated region transcript 4 (gene Cdrt4). Bases 1 to 603 code for a protein of 200 amino acids. The transcript has 3 exons. Lineage: Eukaryota; Metazoa; Chordata; Mammalia; Rodentia; Cricetidae. The record is from RefSeq and is a predicted model, not a curated record.